UUGACCCGAAACGUCAACAAUUCCUUUCCCUCCACAGAUGCUACUCGACCCGCUGAAUUCCUCCAGCAGUUUUUUUUUGCUCCAGAUUUCCAACAUCUGCAGUCCCCUGUGUCACAGAGUGACACAAGAGACUGCAGAUACUGGAACCUGGAGGUACAACGGCAACAGUUUAAACAGGAAAUUAUCCUGGACAAGUUUAAGUUAUAUUUAGAAAUUGAUACUAAAAAAACCUUAGAAAGCAAUAAAGGUUUUCUCCUCCCGAGAAACGAAUUAAUUCUGCCUUCUCUUCCAAGUCCCAGCACCCAGCCGGAACCAUCUUCCGUCACCAGGCGCAAACUAACGAGUCGGAGCGCGGAAGGGCCGGACGGGAAAUGGCGCUGGACUUUCGCCGACGCUAGCUCCUGAACUGAUAACAUUCAUUCAUUAACACGGGCUCUCGCAUGAUGAGUGAGCUUUGGACUCCAAUUGCAAAACAAUACAACCCUCUAAAAGCCGGAAGCAUCGAUGGGACGGAUGAGGAGCCCCACGACCGAGCUGUCUCGAGGGCAAUUGCAGCCAAGUACAGACCAAAUAAGGGUGUCAUAGGAGAUCCUCACCUGACCCUCUUUGUUGCCAGGUUGAAUCCUCAGACUUCUGAGGAAAAGUUAAAAGACACUUUCUCCAGAUUUGGAGACAUUCGUAGACUGAGGCUUGUGCGGGACAUUGUUACUGGGUUUUCCAAAUGCUACGGUUUCAUCGAAUACAAGGACGAGCGCUCUUUAUUAAAGGCACAUCGGGAUAGCAAUAAAUUAGUGGUGGACCAAAAUGAAAUAUUUGUUGAUUUUGAAUUGGAACGGACUUUAAAAGGAUGGGUCCCACGGAGAUUUGGUGGAGGAUUAGGAGGUAAAAAAGAAUCUGGCCAGCUACGGUUUGGUGGGAGGGAUCGUCCGUUUAGGAAGCCUUUCAGUCUGCCAGCACUGAAAGCAGAACUGUACACGGAGGGACCAGUUGACAAACUGGAUAGAACAAGGGAUAACUGGAAAUGGGAGAGAGGUCGAGAUCGGGAAAGACGAAGAGAGGAGAGGGCCGAGGAAAGAGAAAAGCAUGAUGGAGAUAGAGAGCGGUACAAAAACAGGGAAAGGGACCAUAAACGCCAAAGAGAUGACGAUCGAUAUAAAGAUGAAGACAGACACCAACGCAGGGAGAGGCAUAAAAUACGACGGUAGAAGCUAUUACUGCAUUUUAUCCCCCAAGGGAAAGAUUAAAACUCUUUAACAAAUAUUCUACCACAGUCUGCCUAACCUUUUUAUUGCUUAACAUAAAUGUACAUUGUGGUGGCAUAAAGUAUUUAAUACUGUUUGUAGGAUGGCAUGUUACUGGAGAGAGGGGUUUCUCAGUGCUAUUAUUUGUUUCUUUUAAAUACAUAAAAUAUUACUUAUUUCCCUCAAGUUCUCUACAUAGUAUUUGGAUACAGUUGAUCUUCUUGCAUUUUGCUUAGUUUCCAUUUUAAUUGGAUUAUAACAAAUGGGCUGAUGAUCCUGGCAACUAUGUGUGCAUUACUGGAUGGUGUCAUAAAAAGGAACUCUGUCCAUCUCAAACUUCACUGAUGCAAUGUAGUUCCGCCAUUAUUGCUCCAGUUGAACAAAUAACUGUUAAAAGAAUUCAGAUCAAGCUUUACUUAUGUGCAAAUCAAAGAACUGCAGCUAUUGGAAAUCUGAAAUAAAAGCAGAAAAUGUUGGAAACACUGACAUGCUGGAAAAUUGCAUCUGUAGAAAGAGAAACUAUUAACAUUUCAGAUCAGAAGCAGGUUGUCAUAACCAAUUUCUUCUUGUCAGAAUCAAAACAAUCUAGCUAAAAAGUUAACUCUGUUUCACUUUCCAUAGAUACUGCUGUACCUAUUCAGUUUUUCUAGCAUUUUCUGGUCUUGUUUCAUUUAUAUGGCUUUUUUUUUAAGGAAUAUAUUAUUUAGUAUUUAAUUUAGAUUGCAUAAAUUGGUAUUUUUCUACAACAUAGUUGGUUUUCAUCUUUCAGUUUUCAAUGAAACAUUAAUAGCUUCUAUGCUUAAUUUAGACGGUGAUUUGCUGAUUUUAUUUCACUCAGACCUACCAGUUUAGUACUUAGAUGCACAAUUUAAUAAAAAAUUCUACUUUUGUUUACAUUGACUAAUAGUGGCGUGGUUCAAAUUUUGAAAUGUUUAAGUAAGUUUUUCUAUCUUGUAAUAUCUUUUGGAAAUAUCGAUGAUAUUUUAUUACUGACCAGUGUACUGGCUAGAAGCCACAUUCAUUGGUAUUCCAGCAAUUUCCCUUUCCUUCAAUUUUAAUUUGUAAACUUUGCCUACUGUGAGUGAGAUACGAUUCUACGAUUGUCGGUUGCUAUCUCCACUUCACAAAAGUGCCACAAAGUUGUGUGUUGAAAGACUGUUCUGCCUGCAAAUCAGCUAAACCAAGACUAAUUUGCAGCAUCAAGGUGUCUGCAUGGGCAUCGUCUUUUAAUGAGAGAGCAAACAAAGGUUCCCUGA
This is a messenger RNA of Pristis pectinata (smalltooth sawfish), 2497 nucleotides long. It is a transcript of the gene snrnp35, whose product is annotated as small nuclear ribonucleoprotein 35 (U11/U12). The record is from RefSeq and is a predicted model, not a curated record. The coding region runs from base 441 to 1205 and encodes 254 amino acids. NCBI's taxonomy places the organism in Eukaryota, Metazoa, Chordata, Chondrichthyes, Rhinopristiformes, Pristidae. Gene Ontology annotation, molecular function: mRNA binding; snRNA binding. Gene Ontology annotation, cellular component: precatalytic spliceosome; U12-type spliceosomal complex. Gene Ontology annotation, biological process: mRNA splicing, via spliceosome. The transcript has 2 exons.